Oncorhynchus keta (chum salmon) is the source of this 1583-nucleotide messenger RNA. RefSeq names its product tectonic-like complex member MKS1. Bases 1230 to 1484 code for a protein of 84 amino acids. The transcript is spliced from 4 exons. NCBI's taxonomy places the organism in Eukaryota, Metazoa, Chordata, Actinopteri, Salmoniformes, Salmonidae. The record is from RefSeq and is a predicted model, not a curated record.
GGUAGUGAACCAAUAAAUAGUUGUAUUGCUCGCCAGAAACCCAACCAGGCUGGCAGACAGUUGUUACCAUGCAACGAGCAGACGCUUGUGAAAAGUACAAGUUCCAGCCUGCUGCUGUAUACAUAGCGCGCGCGUGUGUAUGUCGCAAACCGAGCUAGUUAGCUAGCCAUCAAUAAAGUUCCUAAUGUUACAACAUGGCAGAUGGCUGGAGCACCGACACCGGAGAGGCUGCCUAUCGUUCCCUGGAUGCUGUCAAAAACCUUACAAUUAAGAUCCGUAUUCAGAGAGUCACCUCCACAGCAGCCCUCUCCCAACACCUUCAGCAGCAGGUUUGGACUCAACAGGAGAGGGGAGGCAUUGAGCUGGACACCCUCAACUCACAGGCAUCAAUCAGGUGUUAACACUGUUUUGAAACAGCAAGAUGGUGUUAGAUGUUUUGAAAGAGAAAGAUGUUAGAUGCUUCUUAGUUGAGUAGAUGUUAUUUUCGUGGUGGCUAGAUAUGGACCACAACAUCUUGGUUUUGUUUCAGCCAGAAAUGAUGAGUAGUUAGUGGUAGGCUGGCAGGAGAAGCUGUUCAGUCAGUGUCCUUAUAACAAAUAAGAAUUUACUGUUUAGGAUAGUUUGAUGUUGCAUAGUAAGGUGUGUGUGUGUGUGUGUGUGUGUGUGUGUGUGUGUGUGUGUGUGUGUGUGUGUGUGUGUGUGUGUGUGUGCACAAUAUGAAGUGGUUUUGUUCCAGAGUGAUUCAGUAUGCCAGACUCCGCAGGAGAGACAAUACCACACAGAGAUCAUGGCUCAGGAGCGGACCAGGGGCAGACGGAACUGCAGGAUUUUCACCUACACCGAUUCUGACUGCUUCACCAAUUUGGAAGGGGUGGUUUUCAACAGAAUCUCCAUUUCUGUAACGGUUCUGUAACCAAAGAUGCUGGGAGACGGGAAGCAAGUAUAGGGGGAGGAUUUAUUAAUAAUUAGACAUGAAACUAAAGAAGAACAGAGUCUGGACAAGAGAAAUGGAGUCCGGGUGAGUCCGAUGAAGCGAUGGGGCACGUAAAAAUGGUGACAGGUGUGCGUAAUGAUGAGCAGCCUGGCGACCUCGAGCGCCAGAGAGAGGGAGCUGGAGCAGAUGUCACAAUUUCAUUAUUCAAAACAAAGCAUUUACCUAAUUUAGGUCCAAAAGAAACGUUAGUGUUUUAAAGCUGUUUUUGAUAUACUCACUACAGCAUUCCCAGAGUAUGGUGACGCAGGUCAAGUCCAGUCCUACCUUACUGGCACAUAGGAUGGCCAAUGUCAGACACAGACGACAGGACAGACGCCCAGUUGACCGCACCAUCCCCAAGUCCAGGCUGAUUACCUGGGAGCCCUUGGAGGACUUUGUGAAGACCAGCCACAUGGUCAACACACCUGUACAGACCAUGCACAUCAUGGGGAACCUGGGACCAACGGGCAAACUUGGCCAAAAGGAGAAGGAAUGCUUGUCUGCACGAUAAGAGCAGAUGGAAAUGGAGUGGUUACCAUCAAACCAGACUUCAACAAAGGCAAGGAGCCCUACAGGCCAGUGACCCGCACCUGCUGAAGUCAAAAUGUUU